Messenger RNA from Musa acuminata subsp. malaccensis (wild Malaysian banana), 578 nucleotides. The record is from RefSeq and is a predicted model, not a curated record. Lineage: Eukaryota; Viridiplantae; Streptophyta; Magnoliopsida; Zingiberales; Musaceae.
AUGGGGAGGGUGGGGUUGGGGGUGGCGGUGGGGUGCGCGGUGGUGACGUGCGCGAUCGCGGCGGGGCUGGUGAGACGGAGGGCGCGGAGCUGGUUGCGGUGGGGGCGGGCGGUGGCGGUGGUGGAGGGGUUCGAAGAGGGUUGCGCCACCCCGGUCGGGAGGCUGCGCCAAGUGGUGGACGCCAUGGCCGUCGAGAUGUACGCUGGGCUCGCCUCCGAUGGAGGGAGUAAGCUCAAGAUGCUGCUCACCUUCGUCGAGACGCUCCCCGAUGGUUGUAGGUACGUGGACACAAGAAUAUGAGAUGGAUGUGUCUGUGUAUCUGAUUUCCCAAGGAGACAAUAUGGAGAUACAAUGUUUCACUGGAGACAAUGCAGCAUGAGCCAUGAACUCAAUUUCUCUAGUUUUCAUUACAUGUUCUGAAAUUUCGACCCAAAAGAAAUAGUGAUCAGGUAACUACCUUGCAUGUCAGUCUUGUCUUCAAAGGAGACCUUUGCAUAUGCGGAAUUAUGUUGCAUGAAUGAAGGACUAUCUGAUAUGUACAAUCAUAUAGAGAAGACUGUGGUGGGUAUAGAUCUUGA